AUGAGGUCACUAACAUUCUCGCUCCUUGGAGCUUUGCUUGCCUACGUUCUCUACACUGUUGGCCCUCUCGUCCACCGAACAGCCGUUGUUAUCGGAGCACUACGAAACUAUCCCAAUGACGCCACCGUCAAGGGCGAGGUGAUUGCGAUCCCGGACACCGUCCACUGCGAGGACCUCCAUUACCAUGCCCCUAGCGGCACGCUCUUCACCGCCUGCGAGGACAAUGCCGAGACGAGGUUCAAGUGGUUUCCCCCGCUGGCCAACUUUCAAAGCCCAGAAUUGGCUAGCAAAAGCCAGGGCUCUCUUCAUGUUAUCGACCCCAAGUCCAUGAAAUCGCGGAGGCUCACGUUUGAGAACUUUGACGGCCCUUUCAUUACCCACGGCAUCGACGUGAUUCCAGACCAGGAACGGCCUGGCGGAGAAGCGGUGUAUAUUUUUGCCAUUAAUCAUGUCCCCGAGACCCAACCCUCGGGCGAAAAGGGGCCGCACGCUCGUUCCCAGCUUGAGCUCUUUCACCACAUCAUCGGGUCAUCGUCCGCAAAGCACAUCCGUUCCAUUUGGCAUCCCUUGGUCAUAACGCCCAACGAUAUCUUCGCCCAGAGCGUAAACUCUAUCUACGUUACAAACGACCACCGUCACCGAUACCCGGGCCUCAAGCGCGCGCUUGAGGACAUCUACUCUGGCGCAAAAUGGACCGAAGUUGUGCAUGUCCAGCUCGACUCCCUAACCGUGACGGAGGCGGCUGCGGGCGUUACUGCUAAUGUUGCUUUGUCCAACCUGCACAAUGCAAACGGUCUCAGCCACGGCCGGUCAAACCGCGAGAUCCUGAUCGCAAGCUGCACCAGCGGGAUUCUCCAUAUCGGGCAACUUCCCGCGGAUGGAGCUGGCAACAUCACAGUUGUCGAGUCUGUCACGGUUGACCACGUCGCCGACAAUCCUUCUUAUUUUGCUGAUCCCUACGCCACCCCUGGCGACGACAAGAGCGGCUUCCUUGAGACGGGCCUAGCGCGAGCCAUCGAGCUCGGCGACACCCACCGCGACCCGGCCGCCAAAGACCCCGUCAUGGUCACCUACCUCAAGCCAAUCUCACCUGGCCAUUGGGAGAAACGGGUUCUAUUCCACGAUGAUGGUACUACUCUCAGAUCCGGCAGUGCCGGCGUGCUCGUGGCCAUUGAUCCAGCAGUGGGGGGGAGCACAGGCGGAACAAGACAGGCAUGGCUGUUCGUGACGGGUUUUAUGUCCAAGAGUAUCAUCGCAACCAAGGUUGACUUGUAA
This is a messenger RNA of Chaetomium globosum CBS 148.51, 1275 nucleotides long. RefSeq lists its product as uncharacterized. The transcript is spliced from 2 exons. NCBI's taxonomy places the organism in Eukaryota, Fungi, Ascomycota, Sordariomycetes, Sordariales, Chaetomiaceae. Bases 1 to 1275 code for a protein of 424 amino acids. The record is from RefSeq and is a predicted model, not a curated record.